AUGUAUACACAUGUGCGCAAGAAACAAAUGCAGAUUUUUAUUUCACAACAGAAAACAGAUUUGGGCAGCCAAUCGGAACACACACCUGUGCAGCUUGUGAAUGACCUGGCUGCUAAUGAAUCUCCAGAAGAAUGGGGCAACUUUUGGUUCGAUGGGAGGCGUCAUGGCACGGCUGUCUGUAGGGACCAAGCAGAUUCUAUACAGCAGCAUGGUACUCUGGCACAGCAGGGGUCCCCAGUGAGCCAGUACUUGGGAUUCCCAGGGCUAAACAAGACACUAACAUCUUCAACAGGGAGACUCAGUUCAGUCCAGGAGGAGAAGAAGGAUAAUUGCCUCAAAAGGAAAAGGGAGAAGCCAGCAAACAUGAGCACGGCAAAGCAACCAGUGCUGGAUGGCGGAGCGAAGGAGCACCACGAUCCUACCACCAAAGGCUUGGACUCUGCAAAACUACAGUCACGGCCACAGAUCUGUGAUCUGAUCAGACUGGAUUCUGAUCAAAGGCCCCAGGUGCUGGAGGAGGUGGCUCGUGCAGUCGGCAUCAUUUUAACCAUGGUGUAUCAAGAUGGAUCUACCCAGCUAACUGCUGAGAAGGAACCUUCCUCUUCAGUGAGUGGUUUCCUCGUGUUAUUGAGUAAUCAGCCUGCUGGCCUGUUCCCUGAUACAACUGCUGAAGCCCAGACCUCUGAACACAUCGUUUACAGAGCAGAUGCAGAUGGCAGGUUCUUCCACCUGAAGCUUGAGCCAAAUCUCUCUUGGUUACAGCGAGGGCACGGUUACAGGGAAUUUACCAGGGCACUGCUGCUUCAGAUAAUGAAUCAUAAAGGCUGCAUUGUCGCUUUUAAGGCCAAGGAUCUGCUACAGACAGUGCUUCACUAUGCUGCAGACACUGUGUGCUGGAAACAAGCCAGCAGCUGGAAAAUAUUUGAUCCGAGGAUUGCUGGCUGGUUGUUGGAACCCACAGAUACUUCCCCCUGCUUCAAGACUUUGCUGCAGGAACUCUGUGUUGGCCUUCGCAUUCUUCACCGCCUCAUGAUGCAUGUCUGUGCUAAAUUACAGAGUCAACACCUUUGGAAGCUGUUUUGCCUGGUGGAGUUGAGAUUGAUCCCAGUUCUGGCAGUGAUGGAAAAUUACAGAAUUCAAGUCAAUAAAGAAGACCUGAAGAGAACUUCUAAGCUGCUGGGGGUUCGGCAGAAGCAGCUGGAGCAGGAAGCACAUCAGGUGGCCGGAGAGCAAUUCCUUCUGACCAGCAGCAACCAGCUUCGGCAGAUUCUGUACGACAAACUACGCCUACAUCUCCUUUGUGAGAAAAAGAUUCGAAAGACAGACCUGAAGCAACAGCAGUCAACCUCUGAGGCACUGCUGCAGCUGCAGGAACUUCAUCCACUGCCUAAAAUAAUCCUGGAAUACAGACAGAUUCAUAAGAUCAAAUCAACAUACAUCGAUGGCCUUCUGUCCUGCAUGAGGAAGGGUUUUGUGUCCCCUACGUGGAAUCAGACUGGCACUGUCAGUGGGAGGCUGUCGGCCAAGCAUCCUAAUAUUCAAGCAAUUCCAAAGCAGCCAGUCCAAAUUACCAAACUGCAGUAUAUCCAAGGAAGGGAGGCGGACUUGAUAUCGAUCUCACCGAGAAGCAUGUUUCUUUCAUCGGAUGGGUGGACAUUUUUAGCAGCAGACUUUUCCCACAUCGAACUGCGAAUCCUCGCACACCUCACCUCAGACCCAGAGCUGCUGAGGCUGUUCCAGGAACCAGAGCCACCUGAUAUCUUUACCAGCCUUGCUUCUCAAUGGAAAGGGAUCCCUGUGGAUCAGGUGAAGAAUGCUGAGCGAGAACAAGCCAAGAGGAUUGUCUACGCACUGGUUUAUGGGGCAGGUAAAGACCGUCUAUCAGAGUGUCUCGGCGUGUCUGCAAAUCAAGCCGGCCAGUUUAUCGAAAGCUUCCUGCAGAAGUAUAAGGAGGUUCGCACAUUUACUCAGAGAACCAUUCAGCAGUGCCACCAGCAAGGUCAUGUUGUUUCGAUCAUGGGCCGUAAGAGGUCAUUCCCUCUCAUCAGUUCACAGGAUUACUGUGCCAGGAAUCAAGCGGAGAGGCAGGCUGUUAACUUUGUAGUCCAAGGUUCUGCAGCCGAUAUAUGUAAGAUGGCAAUGAUUAAGAUUUUCACCAGAGUUGCCACAUCCUCCUCUCUUACAGCAAGGUUGGUGGCCCAGAUUCACGAUGAGCUGCUGUUUGAGGUGGAAGAUUCUCAGAUUCAACAAGUGGCAGAGCUUGUAAAAGGCACCAUGGAAUCUCUGCGGUCUGUGGAGGCUCUUGGGGUCUAUUUGAAGGUCCCUUUAAGAGUGUCUCUCAGUGCAGGGAAGUCGUGGGGUUCAAUGAAAGAGCUGUGAGGUGUGGAGUGUUGCCAUAUGCCAACCUAUUUUGCAAAGCAUUGAUAAGCACCAGUUGUCGUGUUUUGGUUCCUCCCACUGCUGCCUCGCUACUUGGGGCGCUUGGGGGACAAGCUAAGAAUUCUCAGUUGGUUUUUCCCGGAUUACUUGGUUUAAUAUAAUUAGCAAGGUGUUUCUAACUAAUGGCGAUCAACAGCAGGUUUUAGUAAAUAGUUUCCUUCCUGUUUGAAAACACUGUUCAUCGUUUAUUCUGUGUAAUAAUUAACUGUUAGUUCACCUCUCCCACCAGCAUUUGCUGCUGAUCAAAGAUGUUGUUGUACUUAUUUAUUAGGAUGCAGAAGGUAGUAAUUCAGCCCAUUGGGUCCAUGCUAGCUCCCUUCAGAGCAACUCAUUUAUUUAUCUGUAAUCCUGCAACAUAUUUCCUCUCAUGUGGCUGAAGAGCUGAGGUUGCUCAGUUAAAACUCCUUUAUCUGGUUUAAAGGCAGAACCCAUUAUAAAGCAGCCAGUCAAUCCUAUGAAAAACUUGUAGCUUAAUUACCUAUUUAGAUUUUUUAAAAAUAAUUGAGGGAGUUACAGAUCUGACUCACUAGGGUACCUGUUAAGUUCAUAAUCAAUAAAGGAUCAUCAAAUGCCCCCUCCCUCCAAAUUUUCUUCCUUCAUCUCUGCAUCAGACUUUCCACACCAGCUUACUGCUUCAUGGUAGAAAUAAUUUCUUCUCGUAAUCCCCAUUGUCCUCUCAUUGAAGGUUGAAGUUCUGCACCCAAAACACAGUUCAUGAGGAUUUCCUCUCAGUACGGGAGCUGUGCGCUGCAAGUGAGAUCCCUUUAAUGUCCCUCCCACUCAUGAUGAUCCAACUUCGAUUAUGACUUGCCCUGCAUGGUGAAUGAACAAAGUCUUUGCUUCACUGAACCCUUGACAGAGCAGAAAGGUUAGAAAGAGAGAGAAAAAAGAGAAAUAACAAUAAUAAUUUAUUUAUGGAGCACUUUUCAUACAGACAAUGAAGAUCAGUGUGCUUUACAAUGGGAUAAAAUGAAAACAAAAUAUAAAAAAUGAGCAUGAAAAUAAAAGAAAAAGAUGAUUGUUAAAGGUUAAAUAAACAGGUUUUGAGUUGCUGUUUAAUUGAGUCUGCCUCCUUUAUGGUUUUAGGUAUUGAGUUCAACAGUUUAGGAGUGUAGGUCAAAAAAGCUGACCUGCCAAUUGUCAUUUGAGGAGAUAGUUUAAAUUUAAGAGUCCUGAGAGUUCGAGCAGGAUUAUAAAACAAAAACAGUUUCGUGAUGUAGUCUGGUCCCAGACCAUUAAGAGCUUUAAAAGGCAUAACAUUCUACUUUAUAGCAAUGAAAAAAGUUCAUAUCAAUACAUGGAUGUGGACAAAUCACUGACCUUUUUCAGUGAAUGAAGAAUAGCCAAGGGCUUAUGCUUUAAUGGAUGUUUGGUUUAAAAAUAGAGUGGAACACUGCCUUUUCUUUUCAAGAUCAUUUUCAAGUUAAGAUCACUAUUUUUUCCCUCUGCCCUUGGGAGUGAAAGACUGGGUGGCUGUGGAUACGAAUGCCCUUUCUUUCACAUACACAUAGAAUGACCAAUUGGAGUUUUGAUUAAUAAGGCUCCUAGCUGGGAUUUGCUUAUUUUAAUUCAGGUUCUAUUACAUAAAUUAAUACUGCAGGAUGAGAAGAAAAAAAGUGGGUAGCAUGGCAGAGUAAUGUUAUCACAGUACUGCAACUCCACUGCUGUCUGUCAGGAGUUUGUACGUUCUUCCUGUGACUACAUGGGUUUCCCCCACGGGGUCCAGUUUCCUCCCACAGUCUAAAGACGAAUGGACUAGGUUAGAUGGUCAAACAGGUAUAACUGGGAAGCAGGGGCUCGUUGGGCUGAAAGGGCCUGUUGCCAUGCUGUAUCUUUAAAUAGAUAAAAUAAAAGUGUGUUAACCUUUGAGAACACGCACACACUGUACUGAUUCUUCUGCUGAAUAGAAAAAAUAUAAAAAUGGAUGUGUGAUAGAGGUCUGUCAUCAGUGACAUUUAUUGGAUAAUGGGACAGGUACAGGGGGUCAUAAAAAACAUUGUGGAUACGGCCUGAUCCAUUGAGAGUAAAGCCUUCCCUACUAUUGAGCACAUCUACAUGGAGCACUGUCGCAGGAAAGCAGCAUCCAUCAUCAUGGAUCUACCAUCCAGGCCAUACUCUCUUCUCGCUGUUAUCAUCAGGAAGGAAGUAUAGGAACCUUGGGUCCCACACCACUAGGUUCAGGGACAGUUAUUACCCCUCAACUAUCAGGCUUAUGAACCAGAGGGGAUAACUUCACUCACCCCACUGCUGAACUGAUUCCCACAAGCUAUGGACUCACUUUCAACUACUCCAUAUCUCACAUUUGCAAUAUUAUUUAUUUAUUAUUGUUAUUGUUUGUUUUUUAUGUAUUUGCGGUUUGUCUUCUUUUGCACAUUGGUUGUCCCCUCAGUUUUUACGGGUAGUUUUUCAUUGAUUCUACUGUAUUUACUGUGAAUGCCUGUAACAAAGUAAAACUCAGGGUAGUAUAUAGUGACAUAUAAGGAGAGGUGGGACAAACUUGGAUUGUUAAUAAUAAAUUUACUUUGAAUUUUAAACUUUGAACCUAUUACUGAUUGCCGCUAAUUUAUACCUUUGGGAACCAGCCACAGUCACAGUUUCCCUCUCCAGCAGCAGAGCCCUCUC
Molecule: messenger RNA, 5061 nt
Organism: Hypanus sabinus (Atlantic stingray)
Lineage: Eukaryota; Metazoa; Chordata; Chondrichthyes; Myliobatiformes; Dasyatidae
Gene: poln
Product: polymerase (DNA directed) nu
Exons: 22
Coding region: 1-2379 (792 amino acids)
Biological process (GO): DNA-templated DNA replication; double-strand break repair
Molecular function (GO): DNA binding; DNA-directed DNA polymerase activity
Source: RefSeq, a predicted model, not a curated record